This is a messenger RNA of Ictalurus punctatus (channel catfish), 6301 nucleotides long. It is a transcript of the gene fgd4a, whose product is annotated as FYVE, RhoGEF and PH domain containing 4a. The transcript has 18 exons. NCBI's taxonomy places the organism in Eukaryota, Metazoa, Chordata, Actinopteri, Siluriformes, Ictaluridae. The record is from RefSeq and is a predicted model, not a curated record. Gene Ontology annotation, biological process: filopodium assembly; cytoskeleton organization. Gene Ontology annotation, cellular component: cytoplasm. The coding region runs from base 555 to 3026 and encodes 823 amino acids. Gene Ontology annotation, molecular function: metal ion binding; guanyl-nucleotide exchange factor activity.
ACUACUGCACAGUCCACACUAUGGCCAAGAUACUCGUAUGCAGGACAGCUUAGCUAGAAACAUGUCUCAGAGUUACAUUACCAAUUUUCCCAAUGUACAGGAUGGUCUCAUUUGAGAGUGUGAACAAUGUGAGCCUUUUGGUGAAUGAGUGAAGAAUCAGUUCAAGAGCAGAAGAAAUCCAGCAUCGCUUCCUGGGACAAAGAGGAAAUGUCACUCUAACAAAGGUUUUUGACAGGAUUGCUUGGAUUUGAUGUUCUUGUCUUGUCCCUUCCUCACUUCUGUACUGUGAGCCUGUGGAUCACUUGGAAUAAUUUUUCGUGUCACUUUAAAGGUAAACGAGCUAGAGACGGGAAAGUGCUGAGGAAGUGGCGCUAUGCUGGAUAUUUUUGGUCCCUAUUCAUCAACAGGAAGACGAGCUUCAGAUCUGCCCUCUCAGCUACUUUCUCCCCCUGUGUUGUCCUUUUCUCUGUCCCUCAGCGUUGUGGUUUUCUCUGUCUUUUCAUCGAUGGUUCUGCUGAUGGCCAGUGGUGGAUUGCCUGGGCUCUAGUCUCAAGAUGUCUCAUCUGUGCAGGACUGCCUCUGAAAAAGCUGGCAAGGCGAGCUGUUUCCCAUCCAAAUCUCUUGAUGAAGAGGAGGCUUGUGUUGGGGUGAAGAUUGCUGAGGCACAAGAUCUUGGCAGUAGGUCUGCAGAUCGAGCCAGUCGCAAUGAGAAGCCACGUCAGGGAAGCAGAGCAAGCAACAGAAGCUCCUCAGGAGUAAAUGGAAAAGGUUCAAGACGCCAGCUUCCUCGGCAUAUCAAACCACAAGUGCCUCCUAAGCCAGCACACCUCCAGACUCCGGUGACCGAGCUGUGUAAGCCGCUGGGCAGGAGCUCACCCUUUAGCUCCAAAAUGGAGGAGGGAGGAGGAGGAGGAAAAGGCAGAGUGUCUGACCUCAUCAGCCGCUUUGAGGAAAACAGAAACACAGACAGGAGGGACGGCUCUCCUCAGAAACACUCAGGCAAACCUGCUAAGUGCAGUCCGGUACACAAGAGCUGCCAGAUAGCGACGGAUACUAAAGAACAGACUCAGGACGGCAGCACCAGUCAUGACCUCAUGCCCUCUACCAAUGGAGUGUUAGGUCAGAUGGACAGAAACGGUGAUGACAGCGGAGCUGUGAAACCAGACAGCGAAUCGCUGCUGAAUGGAGACAUGGUGGAGCAAAGUUUGGACGGGGAAGCAGACGCAUCUCAGGGUGUCAUCGAGAUGCCUGAGAAAGACGAUGAGAGCAGAAGAAGCGAGACCGAGAAUGAUGGCAGUACGGAUGAUGGGGGUAUGGAACACAAGGAGACCAACGAACAGAAGCUGUACAAAAUCGCAAAUGAGCUUCUGCAGACAGAGAAGGCCUACGUUGCAAGACUAAAUUUAUUACAGGUGUUUUAUGACACGCUGAUGGAGGAGGCAGGAAAAGGCACGUUCCCUUUGGAAGUGGUGAAGAACAUCUUCUCCAAUAUCUCCUCCAUCAAUACCUUCCACAGCCAGUUUCUGCUGCCAGACCUGGAGAAACGCAUGGGCGAAUGGGAGACGACGCCUCGAAUCGGGGACAUUCUGCAGAAGCUUACACCCUUUCUAAAGAUGUAUGCAGAAUACGUGAGGAACUUUGAUAAAGCCAUGGAGCUGUUGAAACAGUGGACAGACCGCUCGCCUCAGUUUAAGGCCAUUAUUCAAGACAUCCAAAAACAGGAAGUGUGUGGGAGUCUGACGCUGCAGCAUCACAUGCUGGAACCAGUACAGAGAGUACCAAGAUACGAGAUGCUACUCAAAGACUACCUGAAGAAGCUUCCUCAGGAUCACGUGGACCGGCGGGACGCUGAGAAGUCGUUAGAGAUUAUCGCCACAGCAGCCACACACUCGAACACUGCAAUUCGCAAAUCUGAGAAUCUAAAGAAACUGCUGGAGAUUUAUGAGAUGCUGGGGGAGGAAGAGGACAUUGUGAAUGCCUCCAAUGAGUUUAUAAAGGAGGGCCACAUUCUCAAACUGGCAGCCAGGAACACUUCAGCUAUGGACCGAUACCUCUUUCUGUUCAACCACAUGCUGCUCUACUGCGUUCCCAAGUUCAGCCUGGUGGGCCAAAAGUUUACGGUGCGCACACGAAUCGGCAUCGAUGGGAUGAAGGUGACCGAGACAUACAAUGAGGAUUACCCUCAUACGUUCCAGGUGUCUGGGAAGGAGCGUACCCUCGAGCUGCAGGCCAGCACCGAACAAGAUAAAGAGGACUGGAUAAAGGCAUUCCAAGCAACAAUAGAGAUCUUUCACCAAAAGAAUGAGACAUUUAAAAUGGCUGCUAAAGAAGUGGAGGAAGUAUCAGAAGUGUCGAUAACAGACCUGGGGAAACGAGCACCACGCUGGAUCCGAGACAACGAGGUGACCAUGUGUAUGAAGUGUAGGGAACCUUUCAACGCUCUCACACGCAGGAGGCAUCACUGUCGAGCUUGUGGUUAUGUGGUAUGCUGGAAGUGUUCAGACAAUAAGGCUCCUCUGGAGUAUGAUGGCAAUAAGAUGAAUAAAGUGUGUCGAGACUGUUACUGCAUUUUGAAAGGCCAUACAGACAGCGAGGAGAAGGAGGGCAAGAAGAAAGGCAUUCUGGAGAUCGAAGCAGCACAGUUCUCAGGCAGUAGUAUAAUGUGUGGCUUCCUGCAGUACUGUGAUAAGAAUAAACCCUGGCAGAAAGUCUGGUGUGUUAUUCCUCAGAAAGAGGCUUUAGUGCUCUAUCUGUAUGGAGCACCGCAGGACGUUAAGGCUCAGUCCACCAUCCCGCUGCUGGGUUACUCUGUAGACGACGCUUCACGACCCACCGAUCCUCCAGCCAGUUUCCGUCUGUCCCAGUCAAAGUCUGUCCACAGUUUCGCUGCUGAGAGCGAGGAACUGAAGCAGCGUUGGCUCAAAGUGAUCCGAGUGUGUGUGACGGGCGAAGUGCCCGCAAGCCCGCCACAUACAGACAUCCACGCUGCGGAGUGCAGCCGGCAGCCGAGCACAGAGAGCCUCUAAGAGGAGAAAUAGAGCACACUGUUGGUGCCAAAGACACAAGGGAGACAGGAGAGGAUCCCAGAGACUACACACAGACAAAGCUCAUGUCAAUCACUCGAUGUGGCCGAGCGAUAUUACGGCCAUGCUGGAUUUAAUUUGUGAGCAAAAACAAAACAAAAAAAAACACCAAAAAACAUUGAGGCUCUCCCUCUAAAGCUGCUCUGAAACACAGCAGUCCAAAGAGAUGGUGCACACAAGUGCUUUGAAACCAAACUGGUGCUCUAGGAUGGUUGGUAAAAUGAUCAAAUAUGUAUGAAUACUCUGAUUUCCAAACAUCCACAUCAUGCAUCUCAAUCUCAGCCUCUGCUCUACAUUUUAGUGUAGGCAGUGCUGUUACUCUAGUGUGGUAUAAUAAUUUACGCAUUGUGUAUAUAUUGUUGCAUUCCGUCUGUAUGUAUGGAUAUGCCCUCACUGUCUCUUUUAUAAAGAAGUGAAGUCUCUUUUCGAUGCUGAAGAGAAGUCUGAGUUUAAAUUCAGGCUGCCUCAGUACCCUAAGAAGAACGACUGUUGUUCUUUCUAGGAUUUUUUUUUUACCACCAUAUGGACCACAAAUCACAUUUAGUUACCCCUCGCAAUAAACACGGAUCACUUCGCUGCACCUGGAGAACAGCAGGAGUCGUGAUGCCACAUUUACUAACCAGCGUCUAUAACCUCAUUCCAUCCCAGCACAUCAGUGGAAGAAUCACUCGGGCUAAAACGUUCUCCGUACAGACUGCAGGAAAUGUGCGAUGAGAGUCGUGCACCCACGUAAGCAAAGGACAUGGCAAUAACAGUAACAUGUUACAUAAGCUGGGUAAAUCCAUCCUUUAUAAUCGACUGUCUACUGAGUGGUCUCAAACUAUAGUUUUACCCAAGCUGAUGCAUGUGUUGCCUUCAGUUUUAGAAAGAAAGAAACAUUCUAAAUAUCUAUGAUAAUUAAAGGAUUAAAGGAAUACUCCAGUGUUUAUGAACCUAAGCUAUCUGUAACAUAAGUUAUCAUAAAUAAUAAUGUAGACACUUUACCCUGUACAGAGAAAUUGAAGUUUAAGGGCAGUUGUUGAAACCUGUUGAACGCUAUGUAUACGCACCAGACACACACACACACACACACACAAUUAUGAAAUCUGUUCACUCCGAGUUACUCAACCAGGUAUAGUGUCCUAAGAGCGUUGUUACCAUGUCAAACACCAUCUUGUAUUCUUUCCAAACAUCUUCCUGCAUGUUAAAACUAGGCUAUGUGUAAUUAAUUUACACGAAUGCCUGAUUCUACAAAUUUAAAAAGAAUUUAAUCCACUAUAGUAUACACUGUUGACCAUGAUAAGCAACAGUGUCUAAAUUGCUCAUAUGAAAGUCAAUUUUAGUAUUCACUAAUGAUAUUGAUUCUAAAAUUGUUCUGGAUACACCGGGACUUUUUAUAUAUAUUUUCAUCCAAUGUUUGAUAGUUCUUUCAGUUACUCAUGCUUUGUCGCAGGUUUUAAGGUAUAACUUUUAUUUUAUAACGUUUGCCUACGGGGUCGGUGGUUCGAUUCGCACCUCUGCCCUGUGUGUGCGGAGUUUGCAUGUUCUCCCUGUGCUUUGAGGGUUUCCUCUGAGUAUUCCGGUUUCCUCCACCAGUCCAAAGACGUGAGUUGUAGGCUGAUUGGUGUUUUCCAAAUUGUCUGUAGUGUGCGAAUGUGUGUGCGAUUGUGCCCUGCAUGGGCUGGCACCCCAUCCGGCCUGUCCCCCUUGUGCCCGAGUUCCCUGGAAUAGUCUCCAGGCUCCUCGUGACCCCGUGUAGGAAAAGCAGUACGGAAAAUAGAUGGAUUGAAACGAUUUCUAUCCCUGAAAGCAAAAGCUUAGAGCUUAAUUGACAAAUACUUCAACUGAAGAAUCUGUGAAAGUCUUCUAUAAAAAUCUGUUUCGGAUUAAACAUUUAUAACCUUGCCUUAACAACUGCCCUUAGACCUUCAACACGUAUCCCAGUACUGAGUAGUCAAAUUAUACACUGAAGUAUUCCUUUAAAAUCCACAAGCACAGAUAAUUUCCUUUCUUUUUCAAUGUUGGCUGUGUUUGUAUGUCUGCUCUGCCUUUAGAAACAUGCUAUCGAGCCGGCCAGUGGGAAGUGUGUUUUAACGCUACUGAUCAGUGUCUUAAAUAAGACUUCCUGUACAAUCAAGAACAAAUAGACCCACGAGCUGGGAGAGACAUGUAAAUGUUUUAUGAAAUACUGUAAUUAAUGUUAUUAUUUAAGAGUAAUUUAUAAUUGGUGUGCAUGAUUUUGAAGAAAAGUAGCACAAUGAACGGUUUCUUCUUCUUCCGCCAACCCUCCACACACACUCUUCUUCAGUUUUAUUGUCCAUGUACCAAGCGCUUGGUAUGCAGAAUCCCAUCAUGAACUUGGUCCUAUCUCUUUUUCCUUCCAGUCAGUCUAGUAUUAUUGACAGCUGUAUGAGGAAAUAGUGUUUUAUCAACAGUGUAUCGUACCUAUGAUAUUCAUUCAGAACUUUUAGUGUUAUGCACAGAGACAAAUCCUGAAUCCAAACUGCAGGUUGCAUAUACAGUAUAAUGUAGUGUUUCAGCUAUGUAGAGGUCAUGCGUAAUGCACAAUUCAUCACCAGUGAAACCAGGCAGGCUUGCACUUUUGUAGCCGAGACUUCACCAUGUUGUGUUCUUGCAGGAAACCUUGAGUCCUCACGCCUCACUUUUAAACAUUCAGUCUGGUUUGAUCUAAAUAUCUAUUGAUCUGAUCUCAGAUUAAUGAAAUCUAAGAGCAACUAGAAAAUGAGAAACUGAAAAAAAUGGCCAACAUUCAUUUAAGAGAAUCGAACAUAGCUUUUGCACUGAAUAUUAAAUUCCAAGUAACAAAUUGAUCCAUAGUUAAUCAGAUGAAUAUCAUUUAACAGAGAAAGAUUUCCCACAUCAAUUAGACUCUUUCACCCCAAGAUGAGUGACCUAUGCGUUACUAUCGAUGAAUAAAUUAAUAAACAUUUUAAUGGAUUACAUGAAUAUAAUAAUUCGAGUAUAAUAAAGUUAUAAACAAGGCCAUGCGUGCAUGCACCUGCUAUUCCUUUCUGAAAGUAGGCCUCUGGUUUAUUCUCAUUUUCCUGUCAGCACUAGUUACAACACACACUGACCUUAAGAGUUGGUACACCUAGUUUUAUACAUCUGUGUUUAUUUCCUUCUCCGAAUCUGAAAUGCACUUUACCAUCGUCUAUAAAGUGUACAUUGUAAAAAAAAAUAAUAAUAAUAAAAUGUAAUUAAAUGAAGAGGAUUAUUAA